CUAUGUUUCCUUCAGAUAUGGAGUGAGAACAUCGGACAUUACAACAACCAAAAAUCUCCUUCUUCUUCUUUCUUUAUUACUAUUUUUUUAUUUUUAUUUUUUAUUUUGCUUUUAUCAUCAUAUAAAGAGGACUGCUACAAUUCAACCAUACCCUUCCUUGCAAGGAUAUUCAAACAAAAUUAUCUUCUAUUUUAAUUACUAUUUUUUCUUUUUCUUUUCUUUUCUCUCUCUCUCUCUCUCUCUCUUCUUUUUUUUUUAAGUAAAACCCACAAAAUCCCCAGCUUGUUCUUCUUCUAUUAUCUAAACACACACACACAUACACACACACACAAAAAAAAAAAACAAAAAAAAAACAAAACAAAAGAUAUAUCAAUUAUGCAGAAUCAUCAUCAUCAUCAGCAGCAGCCGCACAUGAACUUGGUUUUGUCUACUGAUGCUAAACCAAGGCUAAAAUGGACUCAUGAGCUUCAUCAAAGAUUUGUUGAAGCUGUCAAUUAUCUUGGUGGAGCAGAUAAAGCUACACCUAAGAGUUUGAUGAGAGUUAUGGGUAUCACUGGUCUUAGUCUUUACCAUCUCAAAAGCCAUUUACAGAAAUACAGAUUGGGGAAAAGCCAGCAAGCUGAAACCAAUGCUCAAGUCAAACUACAAGAGAUGCAGAAAAAAAGUGGGCAUUUUGAUGGUGAGGAAAACAAGGAUAGAACUCAAAACCAAAACAAAACAGAGAACAUGAAGAUAUCAGAAGCUCUUGAAAUGCAAUUGCAAGUACAGAAGAGACUACAAGAACAAAUAGAGGUACAAAAACAUUUGCAGCUGAAAAUCGAAGCACAAGGGAAGUAUUUGAAGAUAGUAUUGAGAAAAGCACAAGAGACAAUUGCAGGGUACGGAUGUUGUUCUGAAGCACUUGAAGAAGCCAAAGCAGAGCUCUCUCAAUUGGCUUCAAUGGUGAGUUCUGGGUGUCAGAGCUCUUGUUUAUCAGAAUUGACAGACUCAACAGAACUUAGUUUUAAAGGGAUUGAAAGAGUGGGAAGUGGAAGAAGAAUGUGUUCCAUUGAAAGCUCUUUAACAUCUUCAGAGACCUCAGAGGAGGCCCCAACCACGAAGAAGAGAAAAGGAAAUGGAAAAGAAAAGGAAAAAGAAGAGAGUAGCUCUGUUUGUGAGGAGGAGGAGGAGGAGGAGGAGGAGGAGGAAUUGAGAAUGAUGGACUUGAAUGAUACAGCAAUUGGAUUUGGAUCAAAGUUGAUUCAGUUUCUUUAAAAAGUGGUGAAAUUAUUUUAAGAUGAUGAAUAUGUGAAGUUUAGUGCUGAAAAGUUGGCAAUUUGCUUGUAAAAUGUGUAAAUGAAAUGGGGGUAUUGUACUAUUAUUGUAUAUAAUGCAUGUUUUUCAUUUAGUAAGUAAAAUUUCAAGAAACCCCUAAUGUUACACUAAA
Messenger RNA from Cucumis melo (muskmelon), 1426 nucleotides. RefSeq names its product myb family transcription factor PHL8. The coding region runs from base 376 to 1254 and encodes 292 amino acids. Gene Ontology annotation, molecular function: DNA binding; DNA-binding transcription factor activity. The transcript is spliced from 5 exons. Lineage: Eukaryota; Viridiplantae; Streptophyta; Magnoliopsida; Cucurbitales; Cucurbitaceae. The record is from RefSeq and is a predicted model, not a curated record.